Messenger RNA from Alosa sapidissima (American shad), 5982 nucleotides. It is a transcript of the gene dhx57, whose product is annotated as DEAH (Asp-Glu-Ala-Asp/His) box polypeptide 57. Bases 447 to 4943 code for a protein of 1498 amino acids. The transcript has 24 exons. Gene Ontology annotation, cellular component: intracellular anatomical structure. Lineage: Eukaryota; Metazoa; Chordata; Actinopteri; Clupeiformes; Clupeidae. The record is from RefSeq and is a predicted model, not a curated record. Gene Ontology annotation, molecular function: ATP binding; metal ion binding; protein binding.
AAUAGGCCUGUUAGCCUAUACUGGCUUUUUUUCAGGAUAAAAAAACUGGAUAAAAAAAUACUGGGCAGCUGGUGACACUCUGGAAAGCAACAUGGCUGUAUAAUAGUACAUAAAUGCAGAACAUGAAUUAAAUCAGUUGAAACCUCUCAACGUAAAUGUUUUUAUCAUUAUGCUAUUCUAAUAUUGUCUUCCAUUAACGGCUAAAUUAUUCAAAUGGCAUUGAUUCUUUCUCGCAUCCUCGUCGUUGUCAGUAAAACGCCUUUACAGUAGGGGGCGACACUAACUGAAUUCUAUCAUGUCAACCAAACAAGAAGAAGACAGCUCAGCAAACUGACAUUAUGCCAGCCGGUAUAUGAAAUUUACGUGAGAGGUGUUAAAUGUUGCAGAAUAGGACCAUCGUAAAGACCACGCACUUAACAGGGCACGGGGAGAGGCGGUGAGAGAGGAUGAGUGGACGCAAGAGAGGAGGCCGGCCCAAUCGGGGAGGAGGACGUUUCAACAAGCCCCGUGGACGAGGAGGAGGAGGUGGGGGAGGAGGAGGUGGGGGAGGAGGUGGGGGAGGAGGUGGCAGGAAAGGAGCUAGCAGCGGUUGGGAUGAUGGUGAUGACUUCAGCCUCAACAUGGGUCCGGCACCCUCCCAAAAACCCCAACGCGGCGGUGGAGGUCGCGGAGGAGGAGGUCGUGGCCGUGGGAGAGGGGGGCGUGGAGGUCGCGGGGGUCGUGAGGACGGCAGAGGUCGUGGCGGUGGAGGUGGCGGUGGAAGAGGGAGAGGGACGUCUCAGGCUCCGUAUCGCGGGCGCAGCAGCCCUCGGCCGGACGAGGAGAGGCGGGCGCAGUUCAAGACGGAGCAGCACGCCCCCCUGCCGCUGCAGAAGAUCCACAUGACGUCGGAGAACCAGCUGCAGGUCAAAGAGCUGCUGAGAGAGCUGCAGAGCCAGGAGUACAGCGGCCAACACAGUGAGUCAGGCUCAGACUACGACUAUGAGGAAGAGGAAGAGGAGGGUGAGGAGGAGUAUGACGAGCUGGACGUGCGUGAUGAAGGGCAGUACUGGAGCACACGGGACCAAGGGCUGGACAGCGCUCAGACGGACGAGUACGAGCUCGAGGAGGAGACGGACAGGGACGCACACACACCCGAGCCCGUCGCCUCUCUCUUCGCUCUGGGAACGCUCAGCAGGUAUGGCUUCGACCGUGAGCGCAGCCGGCGUGUUUUGGAGGCGGGGCCAGGCGAGGUGGGCGGGACCCUAGAGCUCCUCCUCCAGCAGCUGUUCUCGGAACGCUACGGGCCAGACGCGCUCUCCCCCGCCACGACUGACCCUCCGUCGCCCGCCGACUGCCACAGCGUCCGUGACGAGGAGGCCUUCGCGCUCGACGCCAUCUACGGCGACCGCUUCGUCCAGCGCAUCGCCGACCGCGUCUGGACCGUCGACAUACAGCUCGACUGGCUCUCGGCGGCGGCCACCGCCCAGAGCUCGGCCAGAUCGACCAAUCGGGGCAAGCAGGGGGCGGGCUCGUCCUCCCAGGUGUGUAAGUUCUACCUGAAGGGCGCUGGGUGUAAGUUUGGCGAGCGCUGUCGGUUCCGGCACCAGCUGGCGGGGGACGAGCAGGCUCCGCUGGCCCCGUUGCAGGGCUCCCAGGCGGGCUUCAGCAGCGACGACACCCCCCUGUACCAGCUGGAGGUGCGUUUCCCCCCCGGCAGCCGCUACCCUCACCAGCCCCCUCUGGUGGCCUUCUGCACCAACGACGCCUCUCUCUCAGCCGCUGGGCGCCUCAGCUUGACUGAGUACCUGUUCGGCCUAUCGCUGAGCGCCGCGCAGGAGGCGGAGCCUGUGGUCUACACGCUGCUCUCCACCCUCGAGGAGGAGCAGCCAAUCAGAGACCUGCUGUCAGUCACGCAUCACAAGUACAGCUCCCCGCCCCCAGUGAUCGCCCCGCCCCCGACAAACAUGACAGCAAAGACCAAGAAUGGCCGGACCAAUCUGCCUCCCGCUCCAACAACAGUGUCCAAGCCAACCGCUGGCCCGACAACAGUGUCCAAGCCAACCGCUGGCCCGACAACAGUGUCCAAGCCAACCGCUGGCCCGACAACAGUGUCCAAGCCAACCGCUGCCCCGACAACAGUGUCCAAGCCAACCUCCGCAACAACCAAUAGUGUCAGAAACAGACAACAGGAAGUGGAGAGUGUGUGUGAGGAGGAGCAGGAGGAAGAGGAGGAUGAGGGUGAGGAGGAGGUGCGGGCCGUGCCGGUGGAGAGUGAGAGCUAUGUGAACUUCAGGAAGAGGAUGGAGAGGAGGGUGGAGACCAGACCGCAGGACAUGGAGCAGGACAACAAGAAGCUCCGCAGAGACUUCAAGAGGAAACAGUCGUCCAGGCGGUACCUGUCUCUGCAGCAGCAGCGGCACAAGCUGCCCGUGUGGAAGGAGAGGCGGAGCAUCCUACACACUCUGGAGGAGAACCAGGUGCUGGUGGUCAGUGGCAUGACCGGCUGUGGGAAGACCACUCAGAUCCCGCAGUUCAUCUUGGACGAAUCUCUGAGUGGUCAGCGUGUAGCCAACAUCAUCUGCACACAGCCGCGACGUAUCUCGGCUAUCGCCGUGGCAACCCGCGUGGCCGAGGAACGGGCAGAGCCGCUGGGUAACUCCACAGGUUACCAGAUCCGCCUGGAGACCGUGCGGUCCUCCAGCACUAGGUUGCUGUUCUGCACCACUGGUGUUCUUCUGAGACGCUUGGAGGGAGAUGCAGAGCUGAGUGGAGUCACACACGUCAUCGUGGACGAGGUGCAUGAACGCACUGAAGAGAGUGAUUUCCUGCUCUUGAUUCUGAAGGAUCUGAUACUGCAGAGGUCAGAUCUGAAGGUCAUCUUGAUGAGCGCCACGCUCAACGCAGAGCUCUUCUCAGAGUACUUCCACGGCUGCCCCUCGGUCCACAUACCAGGACGUACAUUCCCUGUGGACCAGUUUUUCCUGGAGGAUGCUCUUGCUAAAACAAGGUUCGUGCUGGAGGACGGCAGUCCGUACCGGCGCUCCUCCAAACCCGGCGGCCAGUCCAGCCGUGGUGGAGCGGGCAGUAAGGGCCGGGCCCCGCUCGAUGACACGGAAGACGAUGACGGUUGGUCCUUCGGCUCGUUCGCCAGGAAGGACGCUGUGAAGGACACCAUCCCUGACGAGCAGCUCAGCUUCUCGGACCUCCAGGUCCGAUACAAGAGCUGCUCCAAGUCUGUGCUGAAGGCACUGGCUAACAUGGACCUGGAGAAGAUCAACAUGGACCUGCUGGAGGACCUGCUAGAAUGGAUAGUGGAUGGAGAUCACAGCUACCCACCAGGUGCAGUGCUAGUGUUCCUCCCUGGCAUGGCAGAGAUCAAACAGCUCUAUGAACAACUUCAGUCCAACAGGAUGUUCAACAAUAGAACAGCCAAGAGGUGUGCCGUGUACCCUCUGCACUCCUCUUUGUCCAAUGAGGAGCAGCAGGCAGUGUUUAAUCGUCCACCAGAAGGAGUGACCAAGAUCAUCAUCUCCACCAACAUCGCCGAGACCUCCGUCACCAUUGACGACGUGGUCUAUGUCAUUGACUCAGGCCGCAUGAAGGAGAAGAGGUACGACGCCAGCCGUAGUAUGGAGAGUCUGGAGGACGUGUGGGUGUCUCGUGCGAACGCGCUGCAGCGUCGAGGUCGAGCGGGCCGUGUGGCCUCAGGUGUGUGUUUCCACCUGUUCACCAGCCACCGCUACACACACCACCUGAGCCCCCAGCAGCUGCCGGAGAUCCUGCGCGCCCCAUUGGAGCAGCUCUGCCUCAGGGUGAAGGUGUUGGAAGUGUUUGCCAGGCGUUCGCUGGACUCUGUGUUCUGUCGUCUGAUCGAGCCCCCGUCGGAGGAGAGUCUGGGCGCGGCGCGGCAGCGUCUGAGUGACCUGGGCGCGCUGACCUCCGAGGAGACGCUGACCCCUCUCGGGUGGCACCUGGCCUGCCUGCCCGUGGACGUGCGCAUCGGCAAGCUCAUGCUGCUGGGCACCAUCUUCCGCUGCUUGGACCCGGCGCUCACUAUCGCCGCCAGCCUGGCCUUUAAGAGCCCCUUCGUGUCUCCAUGGGAUAAGAGAGAGGAAGCGAAUGAGAGGAAGUUGAGUUUUGCUUUGGCCAACAGCGACCACCUGGCCCUGCUCCAGGCCUAUAAGGGCUGGUGCACGGCUGCAAAGAACAGCACGAGCGCAGGAUACCAGUACUGCAGGGAGAACUUCCUAUCCGCACGGGGACUACAGGAGAUUUCAAGUCUGAAGAGGCAGUUUACUGAGCUGCUGUCGGACAUUGGCUUUGUGAAGGAGGGUCUGAAGGCCAGAGUCAUCGAGAGGAUGAGCUGCAAAGGCACUGAUGGAGUACUGGAGGCUACAGGACACGAGGCCAACCUGAAUGCUGACAACACCAGACUGAUGUCUGCCAUGCUCUGUGCCGCUCUCUACCCCAACGUUGUGCAGGUUCGUGCUCCGCAGGGUAAGUACAAACAGACGAGUAAGGGAGCGGUGAAGAUGCAGCCCAAAGCAGACGAACUCCGAUUCCUCACCAAGAACGAUGGCGCUGUACACAUCCACCCCUCAUCAAUCAACUACACGGUGCGUCACUAUGACAGUCCGUACCUGGUGUACCAUGAGAAGGUGCGUACGAGCCGCGUGUUCAUCCGCGACUGCAGUAUGGUGAGUGUGUACCCGCUCGUGCUGUUCGGGGGCGGACAGGUCAGCGUUGAACUCCAGCGUGGACAGUUCAUCGUCUCCCUGGACGACGGCUGGAUCAAGUUUGCUGCCGCCUCGCACCAGGUGGCAGAGCUGGUUAAGGAGUUGAGAUGGGAGUUGGAUCAGCUUCUGGAGGAGAAGAUCAAGAAUCCCAGCAUGGACUUGAUCACCUGUCCCAGAGGCUCACGCAUCAUACACACCAUCGUCUCACUUAUCUCCACACAAUAACACACACACACACACACACACACACACACACACACACACACACGCUAACACAGACCUGAUUACGUGCGCACACAUUACAAACACUCUAGUCUACCAUAGUCUCUCUCAUCUACACACACACACACACACACACACACACACACACACACAAACCCUGAUCACAUGCGCUGUAUGUCCACAGUACCACUGAUGCCAACCUUGGGUUAGCAACACAACUGGUCAGCGGGGCAUCACUGGCAUGGUGCAUGUAGUGAUUGGCACAGUGGCACAGUGCUGUACUCAGCUGCUCUUUCCCUUUAGAGCCACCAGGCCUGUCAGCUACAGCAGGCUUCAUCUAUCAACUAUACAGAACACACACACACACACACAGUGCCACAGUGCUGUACUCUGCUGCUCUGUCCAGGCGUCUGUCAGCUACAGCAGGCGCAGGAAGCCAGACCAAGAGGAAAGACCCUUGAGAGGAGAUGAAUUUAAAGACGUCACACUGAUGUGUGUGUCAUUUAUACUCAUGAGAGUUUAGGUGUUUACAUCCUUUAAGCAUCUGGGCCACAAUCCCACCUGCCCUCCUCUGUUGCCAAAUGUAUCUGAAUUCAAGUUGUGCACACUUUUUUGUGUGUGUGUGUGCGGCUUUCAAGCCUUUGUGGAUUACAGCAGGUUUAUAAAACAAGAAUGAGAUGAUGAAUUUAAAGACUUGACGUGUGUGUGUGUGUGGCCAAUGAGGUCAUGUUUUCUAUGUAUUCAUACUUGCUUGUGUGAUCAAGAGCACAAGCUAGCAGAUAGCGGCGUCCAUAUUGGAUCCGGAGUUUCCUUCAUGAGUUCCACUUAUUAUUAUUAUUAUUAUUAUUAUUAUUAUUAUGGGAUGCAAUGGAUGGUCUGUUUCCACACAUACACAUGAUGGUAUUUAAGUCUGAAAGAGCUCCUUUAAACACAACACACACGCCAUGGAUGGACUACUCAAGGGCCAUCUGUACUGUGCGUUGUAUUAAAGUGAGGUCUUAAUAAAUAAAUGGGAGAAUAAACUCUCAAUUCUACUCCAAAA